This is a messenger RNA of Propithecus coquereli (Coquerel's sifaka), 2125 nucleotides long. It is a transcript of the gene METAP1, whose product is annotated as methionyl aminopeptidase 1. The transcript has 12 exons. The record is from RefSeq and is a predicted model, not a curated record. Gene Ontology annotation, molecular function: metalloaminopeptidase activity. NCBI's taxonomy places the organism in Eukaryota, Metazoa, Chordata, Mammalia, Primates, Indriidae. Gene Ontology annotation, biological process: proteolysis. Bases 1 to 1287 code for a protein of 428 amino acids.
AUGACGCUAAGUGGCGACGGACAGCAGCAAGCCCGUGGGAAGCUCCUCAGAGUGGCGACAGCUGAGCGCUGGCAGCCAGAGCAAGCGCCUGUACCUGCAGGCAAGACGCAGAAGCAGGAGCAGAAAAGCACGCACAAGAUGAGCUGCAGGUGCGAAACGGACGGCUGCAGCCGCGAGGCCAAGCUGCAGUGUCCCACCUGCAUCAAGCUGGGCAUCCAGGGCUCGUACUUCUGCUCGCAGGAAUGUUUUAAGGGAAGUUGGGCUACUCACAAGUUACUACAUAAGAAAGCAAAAGAUGAAAAGGCAAAGAGAGAAGUGUCUUCCUGGACUGUAGAAGGUGAUAUUAACACUGACCCAUGGGCAGGGUAUCGGUAUACUGGUAAACUCAGACCGCAUUAUCCACUGAUGCCAACAAGGCCAGUGCCAAGUUAUAUCCAAAGACCAGAUUAUGCUGAUCAUCCCUUAGGAAUGUCUGAAUCUGAACAGGCUCUUAAAGGUACUUCGCAAAUUAAAUUACUCUCAUCCGAAGAUGUAGAAGGGAUGAGACUUGUAUGUAGGCUUGCUAGAGAAGUUUUGGAUAUUGCUGCUGGGAUGAUUAAACCAGGUGUAACUACUGAAGAAAUAGAUCAUGCUGUACACUUAGCAUGCAUUGCAAGAAAUUGCUACCCUUCUCCCCUGAAUUAUUAUAAUUUCCCAAAGUCUUGUUGUACCUCAGUAAAUGAAGUCAUCUGCCAUGGAAUUCCAGACAGACGGCCCUUGCAAGAGGGUGACAUUGUUAAUGUGGACAUCACUCUUUAUCGCAACGGUUAUCACGGAGACCUGAACGAGACGUUCUUCGUUGGGGACGUGGACGAGGGAGCGCGGAAGCUCGUUCAGACCACGUACGAGUGCCUGAUGCAAGCCAUCGAUGCAGUGAAACCUGGUGUUCGAUACAGAGAACUGGGAAACAUCAUUCAGAAGCAUGCCCAAGCAAAUGGGUUUUCAGUUGUUCGGAGCUAUUGUGGGCAUGGAAUCCACAAGCUUUUUCAUACAGCCCCCAACGUGCCCCACUAUGCCAAAAAUAAAGCAGUCGGAGUGAUGAAGUCGGGCCACGUCUUUACAAUUGAGCCAAUGAUUUGCGAAGGCGGAUGGCAGGACGAGACCUGGCCGGACGGCUGGACUGCGGUGACGAGGGACGGGAAGCGGUCGGCCCAGUUCGAGCACACGCUGCUGGUCACGGACACGGGCUGCGAGAUCCUCACCCAGCGGCUCGAUAACGCGCGGCCUCACUUCAUGUCCCAGUUUUAAUUUCUCCCACGAUGGCACGUCUCAGUGACACCUUCUUGCUGUACUGUGCAUUUCACCGAGAGUACAGACAGGAGCCUUUUUUAUCACUUGUUUUGUUUUGGCCGUAGAUAAGAAAGGACUGCAGCGUUGGACGCGUGUCCUCAGGGCCUCGCCUGGGGUCUGGAAAGCUGCGAAGAAUAAAGGAAACGGUGCCCAACUCUGCCCCCCCCCCCCAAUCUCUCUCUGCACCUGUCCUCAUCUGUCCUCCAAGCACUUUUACCAAACCUGCUUCUAGUUGCUUCUAUCACUGCCACGAACCGGCCAAGAGCCAGCUGCUUUUCAGGUGAACGCUGCAGAUGAGAAUCCUUGAAACUUUAGCAAUAUGUGUUGCGCCAGAUUUUUAAAAUGAUAUAUAUGGAGAUAUAUACGUGCACAUUUUAAACUCCACCCACGUCGUUAGCAAACACGACGGGACCCGGGGCUGCGUUGGUUCUGCUGGGACCGGCUGACGUGCUGUUGUAAGCGGACGCUCGGUGCGCAGUGGUUGAAUUCCUGGUCGGGAAUUGUCCCUCCCCUCCCCCCACCCCAUGCUGAUUGUCUACACUCGCGGUUGUGCGUAGGGCAGCACGCACUGAGAUUUUCUCCAGUGCGCACUCCGUGUGUGUCGGCGAACGAACGGGGUAAAAUUCACUUUGGAAGAAGGUUAUCAGGCUUUUAAAAGUCUAGGUUUUGCAAAAAAUGACCGUGCUCCAAGUGGUGGCGGCUGUCGCAGGGCACGAGAAUUCUGUACCACACUCGGCUUCAGACCUGCGCUUGGGCAGAAGCGGGAGAGGAAAAGUCCCUUCUGUUCCCUUCUCUG